GUUUUGUCCAAUCACCCACGGCGGUAACUAACCAUCAUGCCACAACGCGGCGGAACCUAACGCCGAUACCGCCAGAUUGGGGUCCAACAUCAAAUAUUGGCCGCCAAGCUGCCUCGGCUGCAACCCAUUCAGAGGACGGGAGCGCCCCUAAGGCAUUCAGCCUUCAGCUCAGUAGUGCUUACUUUCCCAUUUUCUCGUGCCAACGUUUCCCCGGAUCUGUUCACGAGCUACUGCGGCUCCUGUCCAACGGUUUCUAGACCUCCUGCUUACAUAUCGACCAUCUCAAGCCGCUGCCUCUCCGCAGUGGCGCUGGCCGGUACCACCGUUGGGUUACAGUGCCUACUCCAAACGACGACCAUGACACGGCCGCGGCGUAACUCAGCUUGACGACGACGGGGUGUUGUUGCCGUAAUCAUGCUGCAAUCCCCAGUGUUUGGGCGUCCAUGGCUGAGCAACAGCACAACAGCCAGCACAACCUCACAAACCAAACACGAGUCCCAACCACCAACAAAACCAAAACCCCCCAAACCACCACCACCAUGAAGGCCAGCCUCUUCCUCUUCGCGCUCCCCCUCGCCUCGGCCUGGAAGCUGGAGCUGUGGGCCAAGGGCGGGCGCAAGACGACCAUGAGCGGCCGCCUGGACAGCGGCUGCAACGACAUCUCCUUCACGCCCGUGCUCAACGUCAACAAGGCCCGCUUCUCGCCCAAGACCGACCUCCUCCCCGACCCCAAGACCUUCGACCUGUACGUCAACAAGGGCUGCAAGGGCCUGAGCUACCGCAACGGCAAGGGCACCCACAAGCUGCCCGCCCGCAAGAUCCGCAGCUACAAGGUCUACUAAAUCAGGGGCCGGUGGCGGGCUGACGCGCCCUGCCUGGGUGUGAUGGGGUGAUGGGGAGUUGAGGGGAUG
Messenger RNA from Chaetomium fimeti, 911 nucleotides. RefSeq lists its product as uncharacterized. The record is from RefSeq and is a predicted model, not a curated record. Lineage: Eukaryota; Fungi; Ascomycota; Sordariomycetes; Sordariales; Chaetomiaceae. The transcript is spliced from 3 exons. Bases 444 to 842 code for a protein of 132 amino acids.